Molecule: messenger RNA, 977 nt
Organism: Bradysia coprophila
Lineage: Eukaryota; Metazoa; Arthropoda; Insecta; Diptera; Sciaridae
Product: alpha-tocopherol transfer protein-like
Cellular component (GO): membrane
Molecular function (GO): phosphatidylinositol bisphosphate binding
Source: RefSeq, a predicted model, not a curated record
ACUUAGAACGAUUGAGUGACCGUGCCUAGAAUCGCACACUCUACUCACAGAAACAAUACAUUCUGAAUUUGACGAAUAUGGUGGGCCACAUCGAAGACGAGUACAGAAAGUUUUCUGAAUUGAAAAGAGACGAAAUUUUGAAAUUGAUGGACUGGUGCCUGCGACAACCCCAUUUACCGAAUUUAACAGAGCUCGAAAUCGUUAUCUUCUUCCACUCAUGCUACAACAGUGUUGUCAUGACUCAAUUACGAAUAGACGCAGCAUUCACCAUUCGUACCCAUUGUCCGGAAUUUUUCGCCAAUCGUGAUGUCCUAGGGAAGGAUGUCGUAGCACAGAUGAGCCUGCUGCUAUACACACCAUUACCAGGAUUGACACCCGACGGUUACAAAUCGAUUUUCGCAAGGUGGAUGGAUUCGGAUCCAUCAAAGUUUGUGUUCGGUGAUGCAUUGAAAUUGUUUACGAUGGUAAGCGACAUGUGCAUAAUGGAUGAAGGAACAGUAAACGGUUACAUGAUCGUAAUGGACAUGAGUGGUGUUACCUUUGGACAUUUGGCAAAGUUGGGAAUUUCGACGUUGAAGAAGUACAUGCUCUUCGUGCAAGAAGGUUUGCCAGUACGAUUGAAGGGAUUACAUUUCGUUAACACGGUCUCAUUUAUGGAUAAAGUAUUGGCGCUAAUGCGACCGUUUAUGAAAAGAGAAUUACUCGAUGUAUUGGAAUUGCAUUCGACAGUGGAGUCGUUGAGGAAACAUGUAUUUCCCGAACAGCUACCGAAUGAGUACGGUGGUAAAGCUGGGACAUUCGACGAACUUCGAGAGAAAACCUACAAUCAGAUCAAAGAGAACCGGGACUUUUUCCUGCGUGAAGAGUCUGAGAGGCGUGUAAACGAAAAGUUGCGACCUGGCAAACCGAAAGGAGCUGGUGAUUUGUUUGGAAUGGAAGGAAAUUUCAAAAAAUUGGAAUUCGAUUGAAUUUUUGUA